Messenger RNA from Physella acuta, 3638 nucleotides. Its product is annotated as parathyroid hormone/parathyroid hormone-related peptide receptor. The record is from RefSeq and is a predicted model, not a curated record. Lineage: Eukaryota; Metazoa; Mollusca; Gastropoda; Physidae. Gene Ontology annotation, molecular function: G protein-coupled peptide receptor activity; peptide hormone binding. Gene Ontology annotation, biological process: adenylate cyclase-modulating G protein-coupled receptor signaling pathway; cell surface receptor signaling pathway. Gene Ontology annotation, cellular component: plasma membrane.
UUCACAAAGUCUGUUUUUAUAAAGUCUGACCCUACAAACAGAUGGAAGAUCACUGGAAUAAAAUCACACACUAACAACUUCUUCUGAUCCAAAGGCGGCUCUAUAAUGGCUGCGACCAUCACUGAAGCCAGCCAACAACGGGAACAUCUGUUCAAGGCAAAGUGGGAGUGUGAGAAACGGAUUAACGAGUCCAUGAGAAACCCUCCGACCCCGGGAGACGACAACUCGACCACGCCCUACUGUGAGACGGUCUGGGACAACGUCCUCUGCUGGAACGCUUCACAGGCUAACACCACCCAGAGGCAGCCCUGCCCGGACUACAUUCAUGACUUUAAUCCCGCGGAAAUGGCUGUCCGGCACUGUACCCCUAAUGGCACCUGGUUCUACAACCACCAGUACAGGAAGGACUGGACCAACUACACGGCGUGUACACAAUCAAACAACAUGGUAUUUCACACGGAACACGGCAACAGGUUGAAGUUGAUCUCAACGGUCGGGUAUGGCAUCAGUCUCUGCUCUCUGGUGUUGGCUGUCGUCAUCAUGUGCUGUUCUAGACGGCUCAAGUCAAAAAGCAACAACCUUCACGUCAACCUGUUCCUGGCUUUCAUCCUGAGGGCUAGUAUCUCGUUCAUCAGGAGUUUGCUCUUUAUCCAGGACCUUGGUCUGGAGAAGGACAUCAGGCGACUGGCCAAUGGUCAGGUUAUAUUUAACCACGAGGGGUCGCAUUGGGAGUGUCGUCUGCUCCAGACAGUGUUCAUGUACGCCAUCACUGCCAGCCAGAUGUGGAUCUUUGUUGAGGGCCUGUACCUCCACAUGUUGAUUUACCGUACCCUCAGUACAGAGAGGAAUGGCGUCAAGCUAUACGUGGCUCUGGGUUGGACGUUACCUUUGAUUCUCGUCAUUCCAUGGAUCAUUUUAAAGGCAGUUGCUGACAACAAUAUCUGCUGGAACCUGAAUGCCAAACCUGGAUAUUUGUGGGUUACACAGGGACCGAUGUUGGCAACAAAUAUACUCAACUUUUUCUUUUUCCUGAACAUUCUGCGCGUGCUGUGCACACGUGUAAGGUCAAGUCAACGACACAUGGGGCGAGCUAAGUACAGACAGCUGGCUAAGUUUAUCCUUGUCUUGAUACCGCUGUUCGGCGUCUUCUACAUCGCCGUCAACUUCGCUUUCCCCCUGGGGUACCGGGAUCGCUUCGUGCUCAUGCCCAUGUAUGUGGAGCAGACGUACAACGCUUUCCAGGGAUUCGUCCUGGCUCUGUUAUUUUGUUUCCUCAAUGAGGAGGUCCACAGCGAGAUCAAGAACAUCUGGUUCCGUCGCCGGAUCCGUCGCCGGGACAGCGUGGCCACCCGCUCAUUCGUCCUCUCCUCCUUCAAGAGGAGCUCCUACCACCACCGCUCCUCCCUCAACAACACCCAGCCCUCCCGCAUCUCCAGCCGGCUCUCCGGCUCUGAAAGUUUCGACACCAAACAGGAGCCGUGGGCCGUCCGGCUGAAAGACCGGUUCCUCCGGUUUCUCGGGAUCGCGCAGAGCAAAGACCGGAGCAUCGUGCGGGCGCCGACGCCGCCGUUUAUCGUCCGGCACAACUGUAACAUGGAGACGCCGCCUAUGACGGUGGAGGACCUGGAGCUGAAGCUCAAGCUCCGAGAAAACAAGAGACUUGACGAGGAUGAUCUGGUGUCGUCUGGCUGAUAACUCCCCGCCACUAACUCUAUAGAUCGAUACAGAAAGGAAAUUAAAAUCUUGUUUGAAUCCGAUUUUGAAAAAACCCAACACAUCCACUAUUUGAACGGGAGUUUUUUAUACUACUGAAAAAAUGUUCCUAAAAUAAACGAUAAUGUAUCAAAUAAAGACAGUUCAUCAAUACACCAAAAGCCAUUAUCAGCUUUUAGGUUUAAGCACAGCUCUCUCUAACAAAAUUAUAUAAGCUUUUACUUCUGAUACAAUUCAAGAAGCUAUGAUAUCGUUACAUUCUGAAGUCCGUACAUUUUAUACAAGUAUAUUUUAAAUGUAGUACUAUUUAACGUAAGUACAUUUUAAAUACAGUACUUGAUAAUGUAAGUACCUUUUCAAUACUGCACAUUAUACCGAAAAUACUUUUAUCAGUGACAAUGUGAUAUUUGACAACGUAUUAGAUCAUACAGCUUUUUGUUUUACCAAAGAUACACUGUGUUUAUAUUAAAUCAAGAUUGAAUUAAACAAUACUAUCUUACUUGAGUAAGACUUUAUAGGAUGCGCUUUGCUAAAGUUGAACUAACUGCUGGAAAUAUUGACAAAUCGCUGGGAUUCGAACCCACCAUCUACAGCGCUAAAAUUUGCCACCCUAGUUACGUGUUUACUACACCAAACCUUCACGCCAAAGAAUUCAAAGACGCAAUAUAGCCGUCUGCUGAACGUUUGACACCUUCAACGAGAAUGUGUUUUUUUUUUAAGGAUAGAGCAACUGUGUCCUAUGUGACUUUGUGAAUAGAUACAACAUUUGUUUACCUAUGUGACUUCGUGAAGAGGUAUAACAAUUGUUUACCUAUGUGACUCUGUGAAGAUGUAUAACAAUUGUUUACUUCUCUUACGUACGCGCUAAAGUGACCAGCCCGCUGUGUGAUCGGUGCUACUAUCUACCCGACAUACCAUUUUUUUCCGAGGAACAACCAGACACUUAACCAUUUUAUUAUAUGUUGCUGUCUAUCAUCGCUAUUUUUAUUGCUGUUUUAUAUCUUAUUUGUGAACAAACUAUAAUGGUCCGGUUGAUCAAAACGGCAAUAAAAAAUCAUUAUGAUAGAAUAAACAACCUGGUGAAAGAGAUAAACAGGGCAAACACAUCAAUAUGAUUAAGUCAAUCAAUGGAAAUCGUUAUAUGUAUUCGUUCUAUAUAAUUUCAAAGUUUAUUAGAUCAAAUUGAUCAAAUAUAUUGAUUUUUGUUCAAAUCGAUCACAGAUCAAAGAGAUCACAACACAUUCAUGGACAAGAUGUUGACAAUCCACACAUCACACAACACAUCACACAACACAUCACACAACACAUCACACAACUCAUCACUCAACACAUCACACAACACACAACACAUCAUGGACAAGUAGAUGUUGACACUCCACACAUCACACAACACAUCACACAACACAUCACACAACACAGCAUGGACAAGUAGAUGUUGACAAUCCACACAUCACAUCACAAAACACAUCAUGGACAAGAUGUUGACACAUUACACAUCACACAACUCAUCAUGGACACGAUGUUGACACUACAAACUUGACACAUCUUGGACAAGAUGUUGACACACUACACAUCACAAUACAUCAUUGAAAAGAUGUUCACAACAAAAAUGACACAUCAUGGACAAGAUGUUAAAACUACACUACACACAUCACAAUACAUCACCAACACAUCAUCGACAAGAUGUUGACACUCCACACAUCACACAACACAUCACCCAACACACCAUGUACACAAUAUUGACACACUACACAACACAUCAUGUACACGAUGUUGACACUCCACACAUCAUACAACACAUCAGCCAACACAUCACACAAUAUGGACAAGAUGUUGACACAGUACUCAUCACACAACACAUCACACAACACAUCACUCCACACAUCACACAACACAUUAUACAACACAUCACACAACACAUCAGU